UGGAUUUUGCGACUCUUAAUCAAUCAGAUCUUGAUUUUUUUUUAAAAGAUUUUGAUUACUUUCUCAAAUCAGAUCUGUUAGCGACAUUAUUAUUUCUCAGAUAAGAUCUGAAUAUUUCUAAAUCUGAACAGAUCUCCGGUAUGGAUGUUGGGCGUAUGAAUAAGUUGCGGGCUCUACUGGGCAACGAGGUAUUUAACUGGUAUGAAAAGAAUGCGGAACUGCUUUGUGCCAUCAGAGAUCAAGGCUUUUAUGGCCUCAUUUGCUGGGCCAAAUGACUGCUAGACUAAGGCAGCUGGGCCGUUUAAAGGCUAAUCAAGAACUAUCGAUUCAAGACUUUGUGGAUCACACGCCAAAAGUGUGCUCUAGGAGAUGGUGAUUCCUUGAGUCUUGAAGAUUUGUCUGGUGUUGAAUAUGCAUGCCUGAAGAGAGGGAUUGUGCUUGAGACAGUUGCUCCAUCAAAUUUUCCGAUCAAACAAAGUCGUUCCCGCUAUCAUUAUGAGAAAGGUGUUGAAAUCGUGAAAAUGAAAAUGGAUAGUAUGAGACUUUACGAUAGAGAUCAAGUAGAAAAGGACGGCCGAAUCGAUUUCGAUGCUACCCUAAUCAAAACUGCUGUACGGAUCCUUCUAACCCCAGAUUACUACAUCUCUGGAGGCAAAACCAUUUACAAUCCAUCUAGAGAAGAAAUCAUGCUUGCUAAACGGGGGCGGAAGGAGUAUGGUCAUGUGAUUUUGGUCAAGAAACGAAUUUGCCAGUUCUAGAGGCACAAGACUGUUACGGAACGGAAUUUGGUAGGGGUGGUCUCAUACGUGUAGCGAUAACAGACGUCGUUCAGCAGUUUUAUGUCUUUAAUGAAGAAGAGGACGAGGAGGAGGAAGAAGAGGAGGAGCAGGAAAAAGAAGAGGAGGACGAAAAAGAAGACGAGGAAAAAGAAAACGAGGAGCAGGAAAAAGAACAGGAGGAGGAAAAAGAAGAGCGACAGGAAGGACGAGGAAGAGGAAGGGCCCCUUCCGAAGGGGAGAUAUUGGCAGCAACCCAUGGUUCCACAUUGCAGUGGUUAUGUGUUGAAACUGGAAAUGUCUUGGACACAGCUGAGAAAGCACACGAAGGGGAUAUCACAUGCAUAUCUUGGGCACCCAAGGCUAUCACAGUUGGAGAGAAAGGCCAUGGUAUUAGCGACAUCAGGCGAUGACAAAAAAGUGAAGCUGUGGGAAGCACCAAAGUCGCAAUCUUUGUAAAGUUGCAUACACAUAGUCCCUUAAUCACAUGAGGAAUAGUUAAACGGCGUAUAAAACUUGCGAGAAAACUCUUAAAAAGGUUUUUGUCUGGAGUCCUCAAGUGUCUUUCAACUUUUGAAUUUUGUUAUAUUUCCAAUCAUCUAUUCAAAAGAAGAAAAAAACGAGUAGGAGUGGCUUUGUAAUUUGAGAACAGAGUUUUCAUCUU
Molecule: messenger RNA, 1440 nt
Organism: Camelina sativa (false flax)
Lineage: Eukaryota; Viridiplantae; Streptophyta; Magnoliopsida; Brassicales; Brassicaceae
Source: RefSeq, a predicted model, not a curated record